CAGGCUCUGCUGUCACGGCGAAGCUUUGAAGCUUGCUUAGAAGAAUAACUCGCACAACGAGGAUGGAUGCAGAGCUGCGAUGUAACCGAAUGACAUGUCGCAAGGCUCUCAUUGAUAAAGCAGUGGUGACAACAUGCUCGCAUAUAUUCUGCGUCGACUGUGCAAACGAAUUGUUUAAUGCUUCGCGGUUAUGCCCUGCUUGUGAAACAUCAUUGACCGAGCCAGACGAUGUGGUUGUGUGCUCAUUAAACCCGACUAAUGACUACAAAACGUCUGUUCUUUCGGGUCUCAGCCCGUCCUUAAUCAUGGAAAUUUGCAGUCGGGCUCUAUCAUUCUGGCAGUAUCAGGUGCACCAAGAGAAUUCAUUCCAGCAAGCGGUCAUCCGAAACCUCAAUGACAAGCAAGCGCAAUUGCAAAAGCAGCUAGACAAUGUCAUCAGAGAAGCGAAUGGGGAAAUCAAUCUUCUGAGCAACAAGGUCGCAGAGUUGGAACGUGACAUGGAACUGGAACGGCGAAAGGCGCACGAACUACAAGAUUCUUUCAGAGAACGCGAGAAGGAGUAUCAAAAACUCAAGGCCCAAUACGACAAAGCCAAGCGGAAGUCGUUACUUGCCCCAAGCACAGCUCCGCCAGGGCAGGGUGUUGGCAUUGUGAAUAUGUUUGAUCGACCUUCUCAAGAUGAUCAUAAUAAAGGUAGAGCUAGUAUGGAUCUUGGUGCAGUGAUCGGUGGAAUGGACGCGAAUGGGAUACAAAGAACUCCGUUGGUUAAUCGCACCAUGGCUGGCCCUUUCGGGCCUCAUCAAAGCGCCGCUUGGCCACAGCCUCCUCGCCCUCAGCAGCGCACCAAUGCGGGCGGCCAACGACGACCUUUUUCUGUCAGCAACAACGAUCAUUCAUACAGAACAAACACCACCUCAGAACGCUCCGAUAGCGCCAACGAGGUUGAGAACAUGCUCAUCCCACACUUCAAUCGUUCAAAAGUUCCUCCGCCACCCGGUGGUUCCAGUUGGGGCGGGCCAAGCUCAUCCGCUAGACCUCGUCCUGCCCAGCAGCAUCAGUUCAAUAGCAACCAGGCCGUCAAACAUGGAUUCAGACCUGCAAGGUAAAUGUCGACACAGUAAGAGUCUAUUUCUAUUCCGAUUCCGACAGUAGUGUAAUUCUGAAAACAAAUAAUACAUGUAUCAUAUAGACGAAUCAGAGCGCUGUAUCGCAUGAAGGUAUAAAAUGUGCGAGUGAAAACAACAAAGCAUAAAUGAGCACCGUUCAGAUCAAACAUAACGAAAUGAUGGAUUAGUCAUAACGUAAAGUUCCAUUCUUAUCGUCUUCGAGAUAUUGUCCGA
This is a messenger RNA of Suillus bovinus, 1340 nucleotides long. RefSeq lists its product as uncharacterized. NCBI's taxonomy places the organism in Eukaryota, Fungi, Basidiomycota, Agaricomycetes, Boletales, Suillaceae. The transcript has 15 exons. Gene Ontology annotation, molecular function: ubiquitin protein ligase activity. Gene Ontology annotation, biological process: reciprocal meiotic recombination. Bases 63 to 1106 code for a protein of 347 amino acids. The record is from RefSeq and is a predicted model, not a curated record. Gene Ontology annotation, cellular component: synaptonemal complex.